Dentiscutata erythropus is the source of this 427-nucleotide messenger RNA. NCBI's taxonomy places the organism in Eukaryota, Fungi, Glomeromycota, Glomeromycetes, Diversisporales, Gigasporaceae. The record is from the annotation of a GenBank genome assembly.
AUGAACUUUGAUAAUUUUACUCCAAUUGAAGAAACAAACAUUAAUUCCAAUAUUAAAAGCAGCAAUGGGAUAACUGUUUUCAUUCCAAGUGGUUAUUUCCCGAUUUUGGUACGAAACAAUGAGAAUGUUAGUUCAAAAGACAUGAUUAAGGAAUUGCCUAGAUUAAAUAUAAAAAUCCCGGCAUUUAUUUUAAAUACAACAGUAAACACAUCUUAUAAUGAGAAAACACUAAAAAAAUCUCCGAAUGCUUUUAUGAUAUUUCGAAGUAAUAUAUGUCAUGUAGUUAAAAAUAAGUUCAGUCAUUUAAGCAAUCAUCAAGUAUCAAAGUUAAUCGGACAAUUAUGGAGUAUGUUAGAUCCAGAAGUCAAAAAAGAGUAUCAACAACAAGCGGAAAACCUUAAAAAAGAUCAACAAAAACAGAAUAAUG